Camellia sinensis is the source of this 390-nucleotide messenger RNA. RefSeq lists its product as uncharacterized. The record is from RefSeq and is a predicted model, not a curated record. Lineage: Eukaryota; Viridiplantae; Streptophyta; Magnoliopsida; Ericales; Theaceae.
AUGGCCCGCCAAUUCGUUGUCCUCGCCCUCAUCUUCGCCGCCGUGGUCAGCUCCGUCUCCGCCCGAUCCCCCGCCGCAGCCCCCGCCACCUCCCCCGUCGCCGCCGCACCCACCACCGCAACUGUGGCCAACUCCACCUCCCCUGCUUCAGCCCCUGCUUCAUCCCCGGUUGCCACCACCACCCCCUCCGCCGCCCCAACUCCAGCCGCCACCACCCCACCGCCUCCACCCCCGAAUCCUCUUCUCCCACUCCCGUCGCCACAGAGGGCCCCGGGGCUGAAACCUCAUCUCCACCAGCCCCCGCCAGCGAAUCCAACUCACCCACCGCAGCCACUCCCGCCGCCGAUGCUGCCCCAGCUGAGGCACCCGCAAGCGGCGCCGCCGCUUUGA